This is a messenger RNA of Platichthys flesus (European flounder), 2956 nucleotides long. It is a transcript of the gene cacng7b, whose product is annotated as calcium channel, voltage-dependent, gamma subunit 7b. NCBI's taxonomy places the organism in Eukaryota, Metazoa, Chordata, Actinopteri, Pleuronectiformes, Pleuronectidae. The transcript has 6 exons. Bases 87 to 1097 code for a protein of 336 amino acids. Gene Ontology annotation, cellular component: postsynaptic density membrane; AMPA glutamate receptor complex. Gene Ontology annotation, biological process: neurotransmitter receptor internalization; neurotransmitter receptor transport, postsynaptic endosome to lysosome; calcium ion transport. The record is from RefSeq and is a predicted model, not a curated record. Gene Ontology annotation, molecular function: voltage-gated calcium channel activity; channel regulator activity.
AUAGUGAGAAAGACCAAAAAUCCACCAAGCCUCCCUGGUGUGAGGUUCCUUGGCUACUGACGUGUGCGCACGACUCUCGUGGCAGGAUGAGUUCGUGCAGCAGCCGUGCGUUGACCAUCCUGUCCACAGUGUUCGGCGCCUGCGGGCUGCUGCUGGUGGGGGUGGCCGUGUCCACCGACUACUGGCUGAUCAUGGUGGAGGGCAUCAUCCUGCAGCAGAACCAGAGCAUGGAGGUGAAGAUGGCGCUGCACUCAGGCCUCUGGAGGGUUUGCUUCGUGGCCGGGGCAGAAAAUGGGAGAUGUGUAGCUUCAGAGUAUUUCACCGAACCCGAUAUAGAGAUAACCACCGAGAACACAGCGAACAUCCUCAAGAUGGUGCGUACGGCCACGCCCUUUCCGAUGGUGUCGCUGCUCUUCGUCUUCACCGCCUUCGUCAUCAGCAACAUCGGACACAUCCGGCCUCAGCGCACCAUCCUGGCCUUUGUGUCCGGCAUCUUCUUCAUCCUCUCAGGCCUGAGUCUGGUGGUGGGCCUGGUGCUCUACAUCUCCAGCAUUAACGAUGAAGUGAUGAACCGGCCCAGAGAGCCCGAGCAGUUCUUCAAUUACUACUACGGCUGGUCCUUCGCCUUCGCUGCCUCCUCCUUCCUGCUCAAAGAGGGGGCCGGGGUGCUGUCAGUCUACCUGUUUAUGAAGCGUUACGCCGAGGAGGAGAUGUACCGCCCCCACCCGGCGCUCUACCAUCCCCGCCUGUCCGACAGCAGUGACUACAGUGGCCAGUUCCUCCACCCGGAAUCCUCCUGGCCUCCCCCGAAGCGCGGCCGCAGCACCUCCGAGGCCUCCAGUGACAUCUCCAUCCAGCUCAACCAGGCGCCACCGGUUCCGAACAAGAGCAAGCUUCAACCAGGCGCCAUGGCAAGCCCACCCUCCGGCUCCUCCUCUGCAGGGAGCUACCCUCAGUCUGCCGGUUACCCCUCCACACACACACUGCCCAGGUCACACUCCUCCCAUCCCCAGGGUCAGGCCCUUCCGAUGCCCCCAUCACCUGUGCCUCCUCCUCACUAUCACGCACACAUGCAGAUGAGCGCCUCCCCCUGUUAGGAAGGGGGGCGCACUGUGGAGGUAAGGAGAGACACAGACUCCUCAUAUUCAUGUAUGCUGUACAUUUAGACGUGGAACAGACUAAACACUGAGUUUGGAUCAUGUGAGGCGAGCAGGAGAGAAAAUGUAGCUUUAGAACAACGUGAAGACAAAGGAGAUUGCACAGAUUGAAAAGGAAGAUUUUACAGAAAAGGGGCGAUGAAUGAAUCGAGUAAUUCAGAAUUACAGGAAGGAGAAAGAGACAAAGGACUGUAGAGGUGAGGUUGAGCGACAGAGGAGAUGCAGGCGAGGCAGAGCGAGGCAGGGAGAGAGCGAGGAGCUGCAGUAAAACACGAAGAUGCUGCAGUGCUGCGGGAAAUUUGUAUGCACUUGGAAAUGUACAAUGUAAAGCACUGAUCACAGAGACUGAGGAUGCACAUAGUUUUAUACACACGUAAUUCAUCAAAGUAAGCGGACUGCGUACCUUUUUUCUAAAAGGUAAAUGUGAAUAAAUAUAUUCUUGUCUUCUAUGAAUUUCUUACAUCAUCAAUCCAGUUUCAUAACUCACAAUGUCAAAGCAGUAUUAUAAUAUUAUUAUAAAACAAGAGAUAUAAGUUACAAUAUAGAGUUAUUCUGACAUGAGAACACUGUAAGUGGAUGUUGUUGAUAUUUGUAAACCACUGAUGGUCAAAAAUAUCACGAGGGACAAAUCGAUUUUAUGUUUUUAAAUAUUUGUUGAAGAAACAAAGUUGUGACGUCUUGAACCUUAAAGUGCACAGGAGGACGCCCCUACAGAUGUUGUUAAUUAUAAAUAAAGCUUUGACCGAAGUCCCACCUGGAGGAUAUCUGACUCAUCCGUCUUCGGACGAAGACGAACUCCGGCCGACAUCAGAUACUGUACACGUCAGGCUGGUUGCACGCAGGGACCACUCCACAGUGAUACAGGGGUCUAAUGCCCUCUACUGGUCACUGCUCGACACUGACCCCGGACCAGAUCACAUCUGGAGCUGCUGUUUGUCCAGAUGUGGAGUUGCAGCGAAUGUCAUGGGGCAACGAGACGUUUUGAGCAUGUGACAGAGACAUGUGUGUUUUACAGAGCAGUUCAAAGUAUUUUUUAAACUUCAAACGCUUUGUAAAUAUAUAUAUAUAUAUAUAAAUAUAUCUGGAAAACUAACCUUGUGAAAGUAAAAAUGUAAUUUGCUCUCGCUGCUCAGAGGACGAUACCACUGUUUGUGACAUGCAGGUCCUCCAGCUUUAACAUUACAAGUGAGGGCCACUGCUGUAUCCCAACAUAUUUGGUUGAGUGCAUCAUACUAUAUAUUCUUAGAGUUUAAAAAUAAAUGCCGUUGAUGGAAAUGUUCUCUGAGCCGUCUUGUGUUUAGGACGACAGCAUUUGAAGAGCUUAACUGCCAAUUUAUUAUUUUGUGGGAAGCGCUUCUUCCAUUGAACAUUUAUAACAGGUUAUUAUCAUUUAAUAAAUAAUCUAUAACAUGCCAUUAUGUAGACAUAGGCAGAAGUGGUUCAUAUUCACAUAUUUGUCAACAUCUGUAACUCUACCUGUCAGCACAUAUAAGAGGAGGCUGGUGAACAAACAGACAAUGAAUGACAGUACAAUAAAACAGUUUGAUAGCACGAAUGAGCUAUAACUGCUGACAAAUAUUAUGUGUUAAUUGAUCAUUAAUUCACUGAAAAUAAAUGGCUGAAAUAUAUUUAUAGCUGCUUACAACUACUGUACAGUGUGUUAGACACUAUUUAUUAAAUGUUUGUAUGCUGUUUAUAAAUUGGAGGGGCGUGAAAUCAUUUUUGAAAUGUCACAAAGUAGUGGAAAAACGAUGCAUCACUCUUUUCUGAAAAGAUAAAAUGGUUCUUCCAUAGAUUGA